CAAGAGUUGCCACCUUCUAGAGAAUCUUCUCCAGCCAUUGGCAUUGGUGUCAAACUUAAGAUCAAGAUUGGUGGCAGCACUGGUCCAUCAGCUUCUGUGAUGGUGACAGGAGAUAGCAGUUCCCCAGCACCCUCGCCUGCUUCACUGACAGGUUCCAAGAGAGAUUCUGUGUCACCACAUAAAAUCAUACCAAAACUGUGAGUUUGCUUUUAUUAAAGACUUUUAUUUAAUCCCUGCAGUCUAAAAAUGCAUUCCACCGAUUUUAAAACUAGAUUUAACUAUUAUUCUAAGAAAGUAAUGCCUGCCUCAUUAAUAACAUUUUAAAGAUUGCCUGUUUGAUAACAAAUUGAGAACUCAAAUGUUUGGGGGAAAAAAUGUCAUUGAUCCAAAAAUAUAUUAACAUUGUUAUUUCAAAAUAUUGUAUUCUUACUAUUCUAUGUUGCAGCUUGAGUAGUAAGAACCCAAUACUUUACAGCUUGAAAAUUAAGAACACAAUCUGUGACAGCCUGAAUCAAAAUACAGGAAAAUAAAAAAAAAAUAUUUUGAACACAGCUUAAGAGACAAAAAAAGAAUGAGAAAAUUAGAACUUUGCUUGCAAUCAACAUGAAUUAGUUUAGGAAAACUUACUAUUUCAUUCAUUUCUGUUUAAACACAGUCCUUAAUAGAAUAUCCUUAUUUCAGAAUAGAAAUGCACAGUAUGGACAAUCAUGAUAUUACUUUUGUAAUACUAACAAAAGUAUUUUUUUCUUAUAACAAAAUUUAUUGUUUUGCAUUUCAUAAAAUGCUAAUCCACAAGUCAUUUUAAAUCUAGACAUAAUUGCAAUUUUAUAUUUUUAUAACUCAAAAUAAUAAAUAGGACUACUACAAUUUUCUUUUAAAAAAACUGUAUACAGUGCAGAUUAAAUAUAUAAAUAAUAAAGGAUUUUAAAAAGAAUGAGCCAGUCACAAAACUCUUAAAUCAAAUUGUUUAGCCGCAGCUUCUAUAAUUAAGAAAUAAUUGACUUAUUGUAAAAAUUACUGUAUUUUUUUACCUCUAAAAGAUUUCUACAACUACACUUUUGCACAGGUACAUUUCAAAGAGUGGACCAGAAGAGAAACCAAAGAAAUCCACCAAGAUCAGUCAUGGAGACACACACAAGUCGUCCCCAAUAUCAGUUGUUACAAAAUCAAGAUCAUCCUCACCCUCCAAAGCUUCACCUUCACCGCGCUCAACGCCAACUCCUCCAGUGCCCCGUAAAACCCCGACCCCACCUCCAUUAACUAAAUCACGUGCCACCAAAGAAACUAUUCAAGGUCGUAAAAAAGAAACCGCCACACCCGUCCCUGGGAAAGAAAGAAAGAGCAGAUCACCCAUCAAAGGUGGAAGGAAAGGGAAGAAAAAGGAAAGGUUAGAAAGUCUGUCAUCACUUUCACCAGACUCCUCUCCAUCUCCAAAAUCUUCCAUUGUCCCAGGACGACAAACACCACCCAAACUUCAGAGAGUGUCUUCAUCGUCAUCUCCUGAAAAGUCACCACCGUCUCUACCGUUUCAGAGCCCCACGCCUUCUCCCAAAACAGUUUCAAGGGCCACCCGAUCUCCGUCGCACACAUCCUCCCCUCGUCGUUCGCCCUCUUCACCCCCUUCAUUAUCAAGACGCAAGCCCACGCCACCUCCCUCUCUAUCUCCAGCUACUGUUCGACAUCCGCGUAAACGCUCUCCUUCCCCCUCCCCGACCAAACCUCCUACUCCUGGGUCCACCUCCCCUGCACAGUCUCCUGAAUUGAAUCUCCCACUUUCGCCUGCUCACCACCGUUCACCGACCCCUACCCCGCGCACACCCACAGCUUCGCCCUCACGAAAUAUUCCUUCCCCCUCCCACUCCUCCCCUCCUGGUAGCCCCGGCUCCCCUCGAAGGUCACCCAGUCCUGCUGACCAACCAACAUCGCGUCCAGGUUCCCGUAUGGUCGAAACACCUGAACCAAAGUAUCUCAAAGACAAUCCGUCACCUGCAUCAUCUGGCAAAUCUUCGACAUCCACCUCCAAACAGGCAAGGACAGUCGAGGCAGAAACUGUCUGCGUGUUUAUUGUAAGUGUUUUUAAUUUUUAUUUAAUGGAUUACUAUAUUAAAUAUCACUUCGUAAAGAUAAUUACAAAUUAAAUAAAUUGAUAAUUUGUAUGCAUACCUUUUUUUAUAGCAUUGCACAUUAUUUUUUUAGUUUUCUCAUUUGAAUAUAAAAAUAAUUUGAAAGUCAUCUGCCAUAAAGAUGAGAUAAAUUUUCGUUUUCUUUACUUCUAUAUUGUAUAUUAUAUUUCUUUUUGGUCUUUAAUUUCAUUUUUUUAAAUCCACUGUUUGUGGCUUACUUAAAUUCCUUUUAAACUGUUUUUUAAAAUUAAAAUUAAAUAUCCUCCACCCCACUCCCACUCUCUUUGAAUCCGAUUAGGAUGAAGCAGGUCAGAAAGUUUGGAUCUGUCCAGGUUGUAAACUGCCAGAUGAUGGAACUGAGAUGAUUGGAUGUGAUAUGUGUGAUAAUUGGUACCAUUGGUAUGUAUUUUAUUGCAUACAUAGGUACGUUUCUUACACAUAUCCUUUUGGACAACUGGUGUGAUUUGUAAAUAAAUAAAAUGUACGAACAAUAGGGGCAUUUCUGUGUGCCAUGCCACUUUGACAGAAUCUAAAAUUUACCUCAUAUGAACUUUAUUUCCACACAAGAAAUAUUCUUCUUCUUCUAUAUCUUAAGGGCCCACGAUCAAUUUAUUGAUCAUUUUUGCUCCUAUGCAUGUAGAUGGGAUUUGCAAUGUUUCUGUUACUGGUGGUGAUGAGGAAAUUAUGCACUUGGAGUUUGAAGGCUUGAGGCAAUAGACACAAAUGUGUAUGUGUUGUCGCCUCAACUGUUCCUUUUGAAAGAUGGUUCCAGUCCCUGAUUGUCUUGGGCAGGAAUGAGCAGCUCCUAUACUGGCUUCUUGCUGGUAUGAGCCUGAAUUGCCUGUCAUGGCCUCGUUGCUGUCUAUGGGGGAGAGGGACGAGUUUCUGUUUAAUACUGGAACAGUGGACCAGCCCAUUAUUUAUCUUGUACAUUAUGGAGAGCCUGGAUUGUCGUCAUGAAACAAAAUAACAUCAGUUACCCCCAAUAAUAAGCCCACUUUCACUUUGAAACACUGGCUAAUGUUUUUAAAAAGGAUUAUUUAAAAUUAAAUAAAUAAUAAGUGCAUGCAAAAUGCAAUCAGUUUUUGAAAAUGUGAACAAAUGAGUGAAUCAAGAAACAAGCCCUUUUUCUGGUUAUUAAACAUUUAAAUAGUGCCAACCAUUACGUAAUAUUAGACAUUGCAGUUACCCGUAUAUUGUAUGCAAGUAAUACACCAGAUAGAAUUUAAAUGGUAAAUAAAUUAAUAAUAAGAUUUGGUAUGUUGACCCCAAACAGUAUAAAUAAACCAUGUUCACAAUUUUACUUAGCUGCAAUGUCUUUUUCCUGUUUGGUUUUUAAAUUUUACUUCCACCCUAUUUUUUACCGCUCUUUCGAGCUUUGUUUUCAUUUGGGACUUGUGCUCAUUCUUAUUGUUUUCUUUCAUUUUUACAUAGGAUACGCAUAGAUAUAUUAUGUAAAUUUAAUUUAUACUUGUAUGAUAAUAUGAAUGUUUUUUGUUGUACUGAAGAAGGCAUUUGGCGAAACUUUUGCAUUUAUAUUUUGUGUAACCAUAAUUAAAGCUUAACCUAUAUUGUUUUAUUUACACAAUUGUUUGUGUCUCAUUGGUGAACAAAUGAUAUUUUUCUUAAUAAAAUCACAAAAGUUAAAACUUGUUACGACGCCAGCAAAAUUUUACUCUGUGGGGUGUAGUUCCAACAAGUAUUGCUUGUAUUUUCCCACCAUGGACAUGUGUUAAUGUUACUGAAUGAAAAAAGCCUUCUGUUAUAUAAUAAGUAAGUAAUAGAUGAUUCAGAGCAAUUUCUGUUUUAUUUUCAGGCCUUGUGUUGGGAUCACUGAGGCUCCACCUGAGUCUCAAAACUGGUACUGCAAGAAAUGUUUGCCUAAGACCAAAUCAUCAUCACGAGGAAGGGGUAGACCAAGAGGGCGUGGCAGAGGAAGGGGGAAGAAGAAAAUUAUGUGAUGAGGCUUUGUUUUGUUUUUGACAAGGUGUACAUAUUUUAUUUUAGUUUACUGAAAGCUGUCAAUUUCUUGUUGUCAACUUAAAAAAAUCCAAUGCAGUUCAACAUAUACAGUAUAACAAUCUCUGUUCGACUUGUAGUCAAUGAUAUAAAUAAUAAUUUAAAGAUGACAUGAGACAAAUAAUUUGAAUAAACUUUUUUCUAAAUAUAACAUUUAAUGGACAGCUAUGACUCCAGUGACAAUAUGGUCUAUGUAGGGAUCAACAAUUGCUUAACAGAUGCUCUGUUAUUUCCCCAACCUAUGAGCUUCGCAAGUUAAUAUUUUUAAGUUUCUACUACAACUUUAUGAACUGUAAUAUAUUUUUUUUUUUUUUUUUGCACGCCCCAUUAACGCAUGAAAGUGUUUGAUGUUUCCUCGGUUUUGCUUAAAUUUUAAACUUUGACACAAUGGAUAAAAUCAAUGUGUUCAAAUGUUUAGUAUGAAUAUUUUUUUCAUUGCAUCUUGCAAGUUAAUAUUUUUAAGUUUCUACUACAACUUUAUGAACUGUAAUAUAUUUUUUUUUUUUUUUGCACGCCACAUUAACGCAUGAAAGUGUUUGAUGUGUCCUCGGUUUUGCUUAAAUUAUAAACUUUGACACAAUGGAUAAAAUCAAUGUGUUCAAAUGUUUAGUAUGAAUAUUGUGUACAUUGCAUCUGUAAUAAAAUUUCUUUUACUCUUAGCACUAUUGAUGCUUGAAAAAAUUAUUGUGAUUUUGUUCAAAGAAUUUGCUUCAAAAGAAUAUUUCCUUCUUUUAUUCCAAAGUUAUUCUACUUAUAAAAAAUCAAUUAAUGAUUUAAAUGAAGUUGUGCAAGACUAUCAGAAUUGAAAAGCUCUAACUUAGCCAUUGGAUUUUCUCUAUGCAGAUAGAUGGAUAUCUGCAUUAGAUUUGGGUCUUUGAUUGUUGUAUUAAUUUCCAGUCAGGAUUAAGAACGUCUUAAUUUAAGUUAGUUUCUGGUUAAAUCUUAACUUUUAGCAUCAUUUCUAAAAAAACUUAUCUCAUUUUACAUAUAAGCUCAUAUUUUCUAAAAAGGUACUGUAUUAUACAAUUGAAAAUAAAUUACCUGUAGACAGAGGAUGUUUUGUAAACUAAUUUUCCCUUCAAAAAUCAGUAUGAUCUAACACAUGAAGCAGAGAUUUCCUCGUGAUCUCAAAUGCACACAUUUCAUCAAAUUUAUGCCAAAAUUAUAUUGAAAACUAUCUUUCAAAUCUUAAGAUUGUUCACCUGAAAUAGCUUGUUUUCAUGCCUUUCAUUACAUAUUAGUUAACUGUAAGUCAUCUUGAUAGUUUUGUUGUGUCAUUGAUAGAAAUGCAUCAUUUUAAAAUAUAAUAUACUAUUUUUAGCAGAUGAUAUUAGCAACAGAAAUCAGUCUCUGACUAGCAUGUCAUAGUGUGGUACCUUAUGUCUAAUAUCAUUAAUAAAUUAAAAGUUAUUUAUGCAUUAUUCAUGACAAAUUCUUACCUCCGGCAUAGAGUUACUUGCAGCAAGACUCAGGAGUCGAUAUCAGCGUCACUUAAACACAGCAAGCUUCAAGAAAUUGUGUUGCUGCCGUAUCUUUAUCAUCUCAUGUCAUGUUUGUUAAUCCUUUACCGUAAAAUUUAUGUUGAUGGUUUCAGCUAACCCUAUUGCACUUUCAUGUUUGAAAGUGUCCCGAUCCCUGUGUAAAAUUGUGUAAGUUUGUAAAUAUUGAACUGAUCCAAGGGUGAUGUGCAAAAUGAUUGUAGAUAUAUACAUAUUAGUUUGAAUGAAAAAUACAAUAGACUUUCUUUUUAACCGUUAAUGUUUGUUUUCUAAUUUUAAUGUUUAUUGUUUUUUUAAACACUGCUUGAGUUGUCAUUUAUUAAUAGUAUGAGACUCGAAGCUGCUGAUCAGCAAUAGUAGUGUCUGCAGUUUACUUCCAGUGCAAAGCUGCUGGUUAAUCUGAAACUUUUGCACGAAAUACAUUUAAAGAGUUAUUAAAUCCA
Molecule: messenger RNA, 6084 nt
Organism: Lymnaea stagnalis (great pond snail)
Lineage: Eukaryota; Metazoa; Mollusca; Gastropoda; Lymnaeidae
Source: the annotation of a GenBank genome assembly